Molecule: messenger RNA, 3841 nt
Organism: Carassius gibelio (silver crucian carp)
Lineage: Eukaryota; Metazoa; Chordata; Actinopteri; Cypriniformes; Cyprinidae
Gene: trim36
Product: tripartite motif containing 36
Exons: 10
Coding region: 182-2404 (740 amino acids)
Molecular function (GO): zinc ion binding; protein binding
Source: RefSeq, a predicted model, not a curated record
CCGAGUGGGCGGAGUCUCGCAUCUCCAGAUCAUCCUUGAGUUGAAUGAAAUUUCCCUCUAAAUCCGCGAGCGGUUCUGACAGAAGCUGUUCCCGCGCGGAGGAUGCCGACACGAGGACACAGAUAACCAGACCACCACCAUCAUCAUCAUCAUCAUCAUCAUCAUCAUCAGCAGCAGCAGGAUGUCGGACUCGGAGAUGUCGGAGAUGUCGGAGUUCUCGAGUCUCGUGGAGCGCAUUGAGAGAGGCGAGGUUCCGAUGAAGAGCAUCGAGCGGGAGCUGAUCUGCCCCAUCUGUCAGGAGCUGUUCACACACCCGCUCAUCCUGCCCUGCCAGCACAGUGUGUGCCACAAGUGCGUCCGAGAGCUGCUCCUGCCCAGCCACGACGACUCGAUCAGCACCGAUGCGGGCUCCGAGAGCUCCAACCCGGGCAGCCCUCGAGCCAGAGUCCCGUCCCCGAGCAUGGAGAGGCUGGAGCGCCUGGUGCGAUCAGGGUCCAUAUCUUCUCCUGGAUGGAGGCGCUCCUCCGUCACUCCCCGGGUCACCACCUUCCCGUGUCCCGGCUGUCAGCAUGACAUUGAUCUCGGGGAGCGAGGGAUCAGCAUGCUCUUCAGGAACUUCACUCUGGAGAGCAUCGUGGAGCGUUACCGUCAGGCGGCCCGAGCAGCCGUGGCCAUCAUGUGUAACGUCUGCAAGCCGCCCGUCCAGGAGGCCACCAAGAGCUGCAUGGACUGCAAGGCCAGCUUCUGCAACGAGUGCUUCAAGAUGAACCACCCCUGGGGAACACCCAAAGCCCAGCACGAGUACGUGGGACCCACCACCAACUUCAGACCCAAGGUGCUCAUGUGUCCUGAGCACGAGAUGGAGAAGGUGAACAUGUACUGUGAGGUGUGCCGGCGUCCCGUGUGUCAUCUGUGUAAGCUCGGCGGAUCUCACGCUAAUCACAGAGUCACCUCCAUGAGCAGCGCCUACAAGAUCCUGAAGGAGAAGCUUUCGAAGAGUAUCCAUUACCUCAUCAGUAAAGAGGACCAAGUGAGGACUCAGAUUUCUGAGCUGGAUGUGUUGAUCCGUCACACAGAGGAGAACGGGCAGCUCGCCGAGAGACGCGCCAACGAACACUUCGAGCAUCUCUUCGAGACGCUUCAGGAGCGGAGGACGGAGAUGCUGCGCUCCAUCGAGCAGUCGAGGAACCUGCGGGUGGAGCGUCUGCGGGCGCAGGUGGAGGAGUACCAGGGCAUGCUGGAGAACAGUGGCCUUGUGGGAUACGCUCAGGAGGUGCUGAAGGAGACGGAUCAGUCCUGCUUCGUCCAGACGGCCAAACUGCUGCACGUCAGGAUUCAGAAAGCCACCGAGUCUCUGAAGACGUUCCAGCCUGCGGCGACGCCGUCGUUUGAGGAGUUUGUGCUGGACACGUCGAAGGAGGAGAUCCUGCUGAAGGAGCUGAGCUUCAGCGGCGUUCCCGAGCCUCCAGUGAUCGAUCUCUCUCGCUGCUGCGUUUAUAACGAGGGUCUGAUCCACUGGCGUCUGUCUGAAGACUCUCUGCCCACCGAUCAUCACAUCGUGGAGUUCAGGAAGCUGCGAUCUGAGGAAGAGGAGGAGGAGGAAUCCCGCUGGAGCGCAUCGGAGCGAGUUUACGGCUGCAGCACGGUUCUGUCAGAUCUGUCCAGCGACUCUCGCUACGCUUUCAGAGUCAGGAGCUGCAGGAACGGUGUGUUCAGCCCCUACAGCCCCGAGGUGACCCUCCACACGCCUCCGGCGCCGGUGUUUGGCUUCCUGUUUAACGAGAAGUGUGGCUUCAGUGCGGAGCGUCUGCAGCUGAGCAAGCGCAGGGACUCUGUGGAGAGCGUGGCGGGGAUGAGCUUGCUCUUAUCUGCGGAGCGCGUGCAGACGGGGAGCUACAUCUGUCUCGACUACAUCAUCGGAGACACGGGCAUCUCUCACGGACGCCAUUACUGGGCUUUCCGUGUGCAGCCCGACUCAUACAUGAUCAAAGUGGGCGUGGCUUCUGACUCCAAACUAACAGAGUGGUUUCACAACCCUCGAGACACCAGCAGCCCCCGGUACGACCACGACAGCGGUCACGACAGCGGCAGCGAGGACACGUGUUUCGAGGUCUCUCUGCCCUUCACACUGGUCACUGUGGGCAUGGGCCGGCUCUUCAUCCCCAAAGCGUCCACCGCCGCCGGAGACCACAGCAGCCGAGUCCUGCCCAUGCCACAGAGGAUCGGAGUCUGUCUGGACUAUGACGCGGGUCGCGUGUUCUUCUACGACGCAGACUCCAUGCGCUGUCUGUACGAGCGAGCGGUGGACUGCUCCGGGACCAUGUUCCCUGCGUUCGGGCUCCUGGGCGGCGGAGCGGUUCAUCUGGAGGAGUUCAUCACGGCCAAGCGUCUGUCCUACAUGUGAGGGUCCUGUCCGUGUCUGUUAGUUCUGGUAACUCGGUCUACUUCUCUUGAGCUCCUCGUGACGGUCGUGUGGGUCACUGCCCAAAUAUACAAGUCCAUCUGUUUUAAGAGCCAAAGCCGAUCUCGAGUGCCUACGUGCCUUCAGUGACAUCAGUCGAUCGGGAUCUGGACACACACAUCAGGUUUCACGCAGGGCACCUUUAUACACUGAAAUCUAAUGCAAAGCCUCACAACGUCACUUUCUGAAGAAUGUGCACUGAUACUGUUAAUUACUUCACAUCGUUUACAUGCAUGAGCGAAAUGAUUUAAACACAAGAAUUCACUACUGAGCACCACAUGAAUGUGCACUAAUUUAGUUUUUAUUGUAGCUGCACCUGUAAAACACAGACGUUUCAAAGUUAAUAAAAAAUAAUAAAUCAGUCGUUCUAGAAAAGCAUGUAGAUAUGAUUGUGUGCUAGGGUUUUUUUUCGUAAUCGAGUGAAAAACACAAAACCACUUUUAAAUGAAAUGUAGCAUCUGAAUCAAACCGGUGCUGAUCAAACUGAACCGAAAUAGGAUUCCUGUGAGACAGACCUGAACACCUUAAAUGCACACAUGCACUAGUAAUGCAAGGCAGAUGUGUUGACGGGACUGAUAUGGCCUUACGGAGUAAUCCCAGAUCCACGGACUCCACUGAUUCCUCUGGUGCUCUAGUUCUGACCGCAGGAGGAUCUCGAGGGUUAUUCUGUAGUUGUGUUCUGACCGCCGGCUUACGGAGGAUAUAAACGUGUGGUCAUCUUAAUGUUGAAGCAUCUUGGGACGCGUCCUACUACUUGAUUAGCGUGUUAUUAUCUGUGGAUAAUUUCCUUCUUUAACCUUGUCAUUAAAAUCUCAUACUAAUCAGACGUUUUAAACUGUGACCGCAUUAAAAGGAGACUUGUGUUCUCUGAACGCUUUAGAUGAUUAGAUUGAGCUUUUACAUGUUUGUGAUCAUUUUAAAAGUGUAUUUGUGUGUACGAUCAGUGAACUGAAGGACUGACAGCAUUUUUUUAUGAGUCCCAUCAUUUCUGUUUGUUUUUUGCUUAAUCCACACGAAUAGAUCUUCACUCUGUUUUCACCAUCGGAACGGUUUAUUUAGGAAUAAUGCACUUGUUCACUUGUUUCAGGUGCGUCACAUCACAGAAUGUGUUUGGGAGCUUGUAACCAAAUGUUGUGCUGUUUCUUGUUCACGUUAAACAGGGUUUGUGAUCGCUGGGUUUGUAAUGUGUGGUACUGAUCUUCUGAAUCCUGCUGGAGUUCUUUAGCACUUUAAAGCAUGUGUGAGCGUGAUGCAGUGUGAUCUAUCACAGGCUUUAACAGAUGUGAGCAGCUCUCUCCGUCUCCUGCAUCUGCGUGGUUUUAUUUUUAAUGUGCUAUGUGAGGUUUUGUAUAACAAUAAAUGAAUGUUCUUUUAGCUGUA